CAUGAGGUAAACGCUUGUCAGAAAGUUCCAACGAAGCUCAGCCACAUCAACACCAUCCUCCUCCUCUUGUUUUUAAUCUCCCUCAACCACUUUCUCACACACUAUAAUCUCUUUUUUUAUUUCAAUACUCUUCACAAAAAUCCCCAACUUCCAACGCAAACACUAAUGUGAACCUAACACCACCGUCACCGCCGCAACAACCACCAUGGCUAAACCUAAACCAUCAUCACCACCGGCAACCGCAAUCCGCACCCUAAUUUACUACCUCUCCGAACACCCUUCCAUCGUCGAAUUCCGUUGGAGUCACACCCACUCAUGGGGCUCCACCUGGUCCUUCCUCUUCACCUCCAUAGCCACCUACCUCAUCCUCUCUCUCUUCCUCCAUCUCUCCCUCUCCCUCCUCUUCCCCAACCGCCGCCACAUCCCUCUCGGCCCCAUCCCCGCCGUCCACAGCCUCACCAUGUCCCUCAUCUCCGCAACAAUCUUCACCGGCACACUAAUCUCCGCCGUAUCCGAAAUCCGCGACACUCGCUGGUUCUGGCACCGUUCCAAAACCCCAUUCCAAUGGCUCCUCUGUUUCCCCUUAGGAACACGACCCUCCGGCCGUGUCUUCUUCUGGUCCUACAUUUACUACCUCUCCCGUUUCCUCCACAUGUUUCGAACAACCCUAACCAUCCUAAAACGCCGCAGGUUAUCUUUUUCCCAACUCAUAAACCACUCUGUCUCCACCUUUGUCUCAUUCCUCUGGCUCGAAUUCUCGCAAUCCUUUCAAGUCCUCGCGAUCCUGUUCGCGACCCUCGUUUACUCUCUGGUUUACGGUUACAGAUUCUGGACCGCAAUCGGACUUCGAUCGGCUUGUUUUCCAUUCAUCUUGAACUGUCAGAUUGUGUUGUUGGGGUGUAACGUGGCCUGUCAUGUUGGAGUUUUCUUGAUUCAUUUCUUUUUCAAAGGCGGGUGUAAUGGAAUUGGUGCUUGGGUUUUCAAUUCUGUUCUCAACACUGGUGUGCUUGUUAUCUUCAUCAAUUUUUAUGUGAGAAUCUACGUUGUUGGUAAGUUUAAGAGAAGAAAAGUUGAAGAAACUGAGUCCGUGGAUAAUUGUAAUGCGGUUUUAAAUUCGGGUAGGUUGAUGUUGCGACAAGAUUCUUAAUAUUGUGUUGCAGUUUGGACAACAUCAGAAGUUAUUAUGUUGCGGUCUAAAUGGUAAAAAAAUGUGUACCCUAAUAGAGCAAAGUGUAUAUGAUGAUAAGAAUAAGAAUAAUAUAAUAGUCAUUACUGGAAAUAGAAUCAUUCUUCAAUUGACAAUUUUUUUCUAUCAUAGUAGAAUUAGAGAAACAAGAGUAUGUUUUCGUUUUGAAAAAGGUGUAUAGUUAGUUUCUGUGAGCAUGUCAGGAUUAGUUGAGAAUAUUGUUGUGUUCCGUGAAUGAAAAUAUUGAUGGUAGUAAUGGUACCAAUUGAAGUAGGUAUGGAAGCAUUAACUACUUUAGUAAAGUGCGCUCCGUUGGUGUUUACGUAACCUUUAUUCAAGUUGAUUUGCUAAGCUAAGUAUAAGAGUAUCUAACAGAUUUUAAUUGGAAUAUGCCUUCCGUAAUUAUAUGUAAUCCAUUCAAAUUCAAUCAAA
Molecule: messenger RNA, 1618 nt
Organism: Vicia villosa (hairy vetch)
Lineage: Eukaryota; Viridiplantae; Streptophyta; Magnoliopsida; Fabales; Fabaceae
Product: elongation of fatty acids protein 3-like
Exons: 1
Coding region: 206-1147 (313 amino acids)
Biological process (GO): sphingolipid biosynthetic process; fatty acid elongation, monounsaturated fatty acid; fatty acid elongation, saturated fatty acid
Cellular component (GO): endoplasmic reticulum membrane
Molecular function (GO): fatty acid elongase activity
Source: RefSeq, a predicted model, not a curated record